GUCACGUCAACAAAAUAAAAGUUAUUAAUGUCAUUCUUAUUUCCUUGAUAUAAUUCAUAGUGAUUUGAAGUGAUUUCCACUUUUUGGGUGUAAAAUUGGAAUAGUACAUACAUAAAAUCAAGUGUAUCAAAAAUGGAAGUCAAAGAAGAAAUUACCGAGGAAACGUUUAAAAUAGAGAUAGAGUAUAAUGAUUUGGAUGGCGAUGGUUUUAAAUGUGAAGUUCAGGAGUCUAGUAGGGAAAGUACUCAUGGUCCAUAUGAUUCUUUAGACUUUGAAACAAAACCAUUUGAAGAAAACCAAAAAUCUGAAAAAGAGAAUCCGGUCACAGUGCCCGGAGUGUAAAAAACUGAUCCUGGAAAAGCGGGGCCUCAAGAAACAACAUCCUGCCACAAGCGAUGAGAAAAGGAUGGGUGAAAACAUCUAGGGCCAGGAAUCAGACAGCGUAUGGGUCAACUCCAAGAUGAAAGCAAGUUGGAAAUUGAGGAGAAAGUCAUUGAAGAUUCAUCUCACGACGAAAAUGACACGAGACACACGGAAGGAGAAAGUUUAAAUAGACAUAUGACAGUUGUGACUGGAAAAAGACCUUAUAAAUGUGAAAUUUGUUUUAAGCAGUUUCGCCAAGCAGAUCAUUUGAAGAGACAUUUGAAUGUGCACGUUGGGAAAAAACCUCAUAAGUGUGAAAUUUGUUUUAAACAGUUUGGUGAAGCAGGUACUUUAAAAAGACAUUUGAGAGUGCAUACUGGGGAGAAACCUUUUAAGUGCGAGAUUUGUUUUAAGCAGUUUUCUCAUGAAUUUAAUGUGAAAAACCAUUUAAGAACACACACUGAGGAAAGACCUUACAAGUGUGAGAUUUGCUUUAAACAGUUUAAGGAAGCAGGUACUUUAAAAGCACAUUUAAGAACGCACACUGGAGAAAAACUUUACAAGUGUGAAAUUUGUUUGAAGCAUUUUGCUCAAGCAGUUGGUUUGAAAACACAUUUGAGGGUGCACACUGGGGAAAAACCUUACAAGUGUGAGAUUUGUUUUAACCAAUUUACCACAGCAAGUUAUUUGAAAAGUCAUUUAAGAACUCACACUGGAGAAAAACCUUACAAGUGUGAGAUUUGUUUUAAUCGGUUUAACCAAAUAAGUAUUUUGAGAAUACAUUUGAGAACUCAUACUGGAGAAAAACCAUACAAGUGCAAAACUUGUUUGAAGCAAUUCAGAGAACUAGGCACUUUCAGAAAUCAUUUAAAAACACACACUGGAGAGAAACCUUACCAGUGUAAAAUUUGUUUUAAGUCAUUUUCUCGAACAGAUAGUUUGAAAACACAUUUGAGUGUGCACACUAGGGAAAAACGUUAUAAGUGUGAAAUUUGUUUUAAGCAGUUUAUUUUUGCAACUUCUUUGAACAGACAUUUGAAUCUGCACGCUGGGGAAAAACCUCACAAGUGCGAGAUUUGUUUUAAGCAAUUUAGUGAAGCAGGUGGUUUGAAAAGUCAUUUAAAAAUUCACACUGGAGAAAAACCUUACAAGUGUGAUAUUUGUUUUAGGCAAUUUAGUGAUGCGGGUAGUUUGAAAAGACAUUUGAGAGUACACACUGGAGAACGACCUCACAGGUGUGAAAUUUGUUUUAAGCAAUUUAGUCAUAAAACUUCCUUGACAAGACAUUCGCUAGUGCACACUGGGGAAAAACCUUACAAGUGUGGGAUUUGUCUUAAGCAGGUUUCUGAUUUGAACAGUCAUUUAAGAACGCACACUAGAGAAAAACCGUACAAGUGUGAGAUUUGUCUUAGGAAAUUUAGUUUAGCCAGUAGUUUGAAAAGACAUUUAAGACAGCACACUGGCGAAAAACCUCACAUGUGUGAAAUUUGUUUUAAGCAAUUUAAUCUUAAAACUUCCUUGAAAAAUCAUUUGCAAGUGCACACUGGGGAAAAACCUUACAAGUGUGAAAUUUGUUUUAAGCAAUUUACCGCAGCAAGUUAUUUGAAAAGUCAUUUAAAAAUUCACAAUGGAGAAAAACCUUACAAGUGUGAGAUUUGUUUUAAGCAGUUUAUUAAAAAAUAUGAUUUGAAAAAACAUUUGAGAGUGCACACUGGAGAGAAACCAUACAAGUGUGAAACUUGUUUUAAGCAGUUUAUUCAUGCAAGUUCUUUGAAAAGACAUUUGAAUGUGCACGCUGGGGAAAACGUGUGAAAUUUGUUUUAAGUAGUUUUCUCACAAAUAUAUAACAGCACUACAAGUCUUAGAGGCCCUUGGCUUCGAUAGUCUUGACUAAUUUCUUCCAUUUUUUGCGGUCCUGUACUUGUCCUCUCCAGUCUCUUGUACCCAUUUCUUCUAGGUCAGUCCGGACUGCAUCAAACCAUUUCCUUCGUGGUCUCCCUCUUCUUUUCUUCCCUUGUUCUCUUGCUGAUAAAACUCUUAGGACGUUUCUUUCUUGUGGCAUUCGUAAAACAUGACCCAACCAUUUAACUCUCUGUGCCUUGAUUUUCUGAGUUAUUUUAGGUUUCUUAUACAUCUCCAUUAGCUCCUGGUUUGUUCUUCUGCGCCAUUCCCCGUUAGCCUCCUUUAUACCACCAAAAAUUUUUCUCAAUAUUUUUCUCUCCCAAAUUUUUACCUUUUUUUCUACUUUCUUGUUCAUUGUUCAAGUUUCACAUGCAUACAACAUUGUUGGUCUCACUAUUGUUUCAUACGAUCGGAUCUUGGCUGCCCUCGACGGACACGUCUUUUGCCUUCAACAGUGCGUUUAAUGAGCAUAUUGCUUUGCUACCUUUUAACAACCGUUUAUCUAUCUCUCUCUUCGUCUCCUCUCUUUGUAACUGUUACUCCAAGGUACUCAAAUUCAGUUACCUUCUCAAAUUUAUAAUCUUUGUCAUUUGUCUUUAGAGUAAUCCACUUAUUUUAUUCAGCUUUUUCUCCUCUCCUUUCCAUAUACUUGGUUUUUCCUUGGUUUAUAGUCAGGCCAUAUUUUUUGCUUCUUCAAAUUGCUUGAACAUUUUUUUAAGUUUUAUUCUUGAACGUGUCAGAAACACCAAGUCAUCAGCAAAACCUAUACACUGUUGUCUUCUGUUAAGAAUCGUGCCGCUUGUCUGGAUAUUGGCACAUCUAAUUAUUUUUUCUAGUACUACAUUGAAUAAGUCUGUUGACAGGGGUCCCCUUGUUUUAAUCCUAUGUUGACGUUAAACUGAUUUGAAAAGCUGCCUUCUAUCAUGACUAUUGACUGUGUUGGUUAACGUCAUUUUAACUAAUCGUAUCAGUUUCUCUGAUAUUCCUAGUGCUCUCAUUGCUUCGUAUAGCCCGUUUCGUGAGAUGGAGUCGUAAGCCUGUUUAAAAUCUAUAAAGAGCAUAUGCAAGCCUAGGUUUUGUUCAUAACUAUUGUUUUGUAAUAACUUUAGCAAAAAAAUUUGAUCGGUUGUUCCUCUUCCCUUUCUGAAACCAGCCUGGUAUUUUCCUAUUAUCUCUGAUUCAUAAGCUUUCAAUCUAGUUCUUAUAAUUUUUGCUAAUACCUUACACCACUUCUAACAGUGCGAUUCCUAUGUAAUUUUCACAUAAUAUGGUCUUAUCACCUUUCUUGUGAAUUGGGCAGAUGAGUGCUGUGUUCCAUUGCUCCGGCAUUUUUUCGUUAUCCCAUAUUUUCAUUAUAAGCCCAGCUAUUUUCUGCUGCAGUAUAUUUCCUCCUACCUUUAAUAUCACUGCUGGCACUCAGCUUUCUCCGGCACUUUUAUUAUUUUUUAGGUCUUUUAUUACUGUUAUUAUCUCCCUUUCUGUCGGUGCUUGUGUUUGUUGUGGUUCCGCUUUUUGUAUUUGUUUUUGUUCGAUUUCUUGCCCUCGCUGUUGCAUUUCUGUUUCUUUGGACUUCUUUUUGGACAUAGUUUUCUUCUAUUAUUUCUAGUUGCUUUUCCAGUGAUUUUCUCUUCUUUUGCCUACAUAAUCGCUUAGCUUCUCUUCUUUUGUCUUUAUAAUACUUUUUACUUUUUUCUGUGUUGUUUCUAAUAUUUUCCAUUUUUGCGUUGUUUCUCUGCUCUAGAAUUCUUUUGCAGUCCACAUCAAACCAUUAUUCUCUCUUUUCUUUUUCUGCUUUCGCAAUGCUAAGGUCUGCCGCUUCUAUCACAGCUGCUUGUAUUAGUUCCCAUUCCUCUUCUAUGUUCCCGGUCGUGAUUCUUUCCAAUCUCUUGUUUAUCUCUUUAGUAAAGCCAGUAGUUUGAAAAGACAUUUAAGACAGCACACUGGCGAAAAACCUCACAUGUGUGAAAUUUGUUUUAAGCAAUUUAAUCUUAAAACUUUCUUGAAAACUCAUUUGCAAGUGCACACUGGGGAAAAGCCUUACAAGUGUGAGAUUUGUUUUAAGCAAUUUACUGCAGCAAGUUAUUUGAAAAGUCAUUUAAGAAUUCACACUGGAGAAAAGCCUUACAAGUGUGAGAUUUGUUUCAAGCAGUUUAUUCAUGCAAGUUCUUUGAAAAGACAUUUGAAUGUGCACGCUGCGGAAAACGUGUGAAAUUUGUUUUAAGCAGUUUUCUCACAAAUGUUUUUUGAAAAUAUGUUAUGAGUACCUACAUUUAUUUAUUUAUUAAGCUUAAGGGCACCCGAAGUCCCAUUUAACGACAAUGUUAACAUUAUGUCACAUGGCUCUGUAACCAUAGCACUUAUAGACCUAAUUUUUUGUUUAUUUUGAAACUAGAUGAUUGUUUAGUGCCGCGUAGAUUUAUGUAAAGUUAGAGUGAAAGAAACAUUUAUUUUAAAUUUUUUUAAAAUACUCUUACAAAAAAACCCAAAAAAGUUUAGAUUUUAUCUUUUAUUUUACUUGUUUUUGUACAUUUUUCAAUAAAACUUCACGCGGCACUUGAUAUUAUCUAUCUACAACUACCGCAAAUAUUUGGACCUUCUAUCAUCUAAAGAUCCAGAGAUAUUUGACAUCAAAGUUAGAAACCUAGUAUUCGGAAAAUCGCAAAAACAUAAAACACUAAUAGGCUAUAAAGCUAUAGGUACACGGUAAGUUGAGUGCAGAUGUUUAAAAAACAAAUAAUUUUGUAACCAUGGAUAUUUUAAAACUUUAAAAGGGUAAACCCUGUAGUUGGCUGUAUACCUUUGUUAAGACAACGUAGAAUGAAGUAAACACUUCUGUUGUAUGUAGGUAUAUAAUUUAUUAAAAAAUUCUUAAAAUUUAUCCACAAGGGAGUGGAAGUACAACAAAACGUUUUCGGUCAAACUGACCAUCCUCAGUGUAAACCUGGAAAUAAGUGAACCACUUAGAUUGAAAUGCAAAAGGGUGAAAUUUUGACAGUUAAAAAAAGAAAAUGUGGUUACUUACGUCCAGUGUACAAGUAAUUGAAGUAUUAUUACAGCUUAUUAACCUUUAUUUACAACUUAGAAUUCAUAACAAACAUUUUUAAUAGUGGCAUAUUCCCAAUUUAAUAAUUAAGUUAAAUAUUAAUUCACUCUGUCAAAUUUUCCGGUUGACAUUUGAGAAAUCCACCUAUCUUCUUUGACAUCUUGUCAUGAAUUUUCAGGCACCAAUAUGUCUAAUCAGUUGGUUGUUAACCUCUCACCUGAUCACAACCUUGUGUAAAUUCCGAGCAAGGAUGACAUACAUCCACAUGUGAUAUAUUUUUAAUCUUAAGACAUCGACUUAUUGUCGAUUACUACACAGCUCAUAAUGUAGCAAUAAUGUUAUUUUGAGGUUUUACACCUGUUCAAGUGGCUAGUUUCAAUUACUUGUACACUGGACGUAAGUAACCACAUUUUCUUUUUUUAACUGUCAAAAUUUCACCCUUUUGCAUUUCAAUCUAAGUGGUUCACUUAUUUCCAGGUUUACACUGAGGAUGGUCGGUUUGACCGAAAACGUUUUGUUGUACUUCCACUCCCUUGUGGAUAAAUUUUAAGAAUUUUUUAAUAAAUUAUAUACCUACAUACAACAGAAGUGUUUACUUCAUUCUACGUUGUCAUGGAUAUUUUCUACUAUAAUGUGUUAUAUAUCGUUAGAAAGAGAAGAUUUCAGAGAAUAAUUUUCAAUCAUAACCCAAAAGAACUUAAAAAAUUCAAUUUUCGGACUUUGGCUGCCCUUAACAGGUCUUGUAGGCAUAGGAUUAAAAUGUGUACAUUUCUAAUUACAUUUUAUUUUAAUCUUAAA
Diabrotica virgifera virgifera (western corn rootworm) is the source of this 6106-nucleotide messenger RNA. RefSeq names its product zinc finger protein 227-like. Gene Ontology annotation, biological process: regulation of transcription by RNA polymerase II. Lineage: Eukaryota; Metazoa; Arthropoda; Insecta; Coleoptera; Chrysomelidae. The record is from RefSeq and is a predicted model, not a curated record. Gene Ontology annotation, molecular function: RNA polymerase II cis-regulatory region sequence-specific DNA binding; DNA-binding transcription factor activity. The coding region runs from base 445 to 2175 and encodes 576 amino acids. The transcript is spliced from 3 exons.